AUGCCAAAUAUCUCACAGACUCAAUCGUCGUGCACUCAAUCGUCGUGCACUCAAUCGUCGUGCACACUUUCGACCACAUUUAAUAGUCUACACACAAAACAACGUCCAAAUUCUCUACUAAGAUUUACAGGUAUAAUCUCUUCAUCUUCAAAUUUGAAGAUCAAUUUAGUAGAACCAAUACUUUUCAUACGCGGCAGUCCGCAAGAAUCUACCGGUUGCUUCCUGCGAGGAGAAUUAUGUUUGAACUUGUCAAAGCCGAUGAAAAUUAAGAAGAUCGAAAUGAAAUUUGUUGGUAAACUAAAAACUUUUUGGCCCGAAGGAAAAAUUUCCUAUAACGCAAACUCGAAUCGUAAUGAUCUAUGUGAGAAACGCGAAAUAAUCACACAUGAUUGGACCUUCCUCGCACCAAUCACAUCAUCUGACACUUCUAAUGUUACUCAGUAUCAGUUACUACCAGCUGGCAUCCACACUUAUCCAUUUGAACUCUUCUUGCCUGGUAACCUUCCAGAAACAAUCAAAGCCUAUCGAGGGAACGUCACCUAUAAAUUAGUAGCAAAUGUUGUUCGUCAAGGAUUUCUGCCGAAUGUAAAUAUUACUCGUUAUGUACCUAUCGUAAGAACCUUAUUGGAUGAACAGAAUUCUCAAGGAUUAUCUGUGUCCAAUACGAAAGAAAGUUUAAACUAUGAGAUUAGCAUACCGAGGAGGGCAUAUGCAUUAGGUGACACUAUAGAAAUUGAUGUAAAAUUGCGGCCAACGGUAAAAAAUUUACGUGUUAUUGGAGGGAAGAUUGAGUUGAAUGAGGAUUCCACAUAUAAAGCUGGUACACAGAAAUAUCGAGAAAUAAAUUCGUUGAGCUCACUGCAAGUCAAAGAUUACGGUGAACAACGAAUACCGAUGGAAAGGAGAAACAUCAAUGAAGGUGAUCUCAGCAACAAUACUCUUGAAGAUGAAUAUAUCGUUAUCCCAGAAUCUGACCUUGAAGACGAAAAUGUCUAUUAUCACAAUCUGAUCACUUUCCCAAUUCCAAAACGCACAAAUUCCACCCACCCUUCAUGUAAAUCUUCUUCAAUUACUAUAACACAUCAGUUAAAGUUCACGUUCACCACAUCGGAAUUAUUAACCAAUGGAACUUUAAAGAAGAGGAAAAAAACAGAAGUAAAAGUGGAAAUACCAGUUAUACUGCUUUCGUGUAGAUGCGCUUCGGAUGAGUUGCCCACUUAUGAAGAAGGUGAAUAUCUAGGGGAUAGUGGUUACUACAUUUACGGUGAAAGUAAUCUCGACAGCGGUUAUACAAGUGAAGGAAGUGAAAGCCACUUGGAGAGAUCAGCAGUGGAACCACCACCGAGUUACUAUGACUUGCAUUAA
Molecule: messenger RNA, 1365 nt
Organism: Acaulospora morrowiae
Lineage: Eukaryota; Fungi; Glomeromycota; Glomeromycetes; Diversisporales; Acaulosporaceae
Source: the annotation of a GenBank genome assembly